Messenger RNA from Psilocybe cubensis, 1281 nucleotides. RefSeq lists its product as uncharacterized. The record is from RefSeq and is a predicted model, not a curated record. The coding region runs from base 1 to 1281 and encodes 426 amino acids. Lineage: Eukaryota; Fungi; Basidiomycota; Agaricomycetes; Agaricales; Agrocybaceae. The transcript has 5 exons.
AUGAAUGCACGCAAAAGACGCCGAGCCGGGGAAGCAAGCUUGGCAGAAAUAUAUCGGGACCCAAUACCAUUACCGGACACCUUCACAACAAUUUGGUCGAGCGAGGGCACUAUGGGGGGCAGGUUAUAUUAUGCUACCGUUCUAUCGGCUGGGGCAUGGGACGAUGAAACCUCUUGGGCGCCUCAAGAUGACAACACAUAUGCUUUGAUGCCGGAUGGUGUUGGCUAUGACCUCGCUGUUGAAGGCGAUUUCAUGAACAACGAGGACGAGGAGGAAAUGGCGGAUGGUACAGAAAGUGGGAAUCAGGGUUCUGGGCCUCAGUCAACGCCAACUGUGACGGUUAACAACAACAACAACACUACUGCUUCCCGGAAUAAGGCGAAACGAAGUCUUGUUUCAAUUGUGUUGCUCGAGAAGAAGAAAUACCAGGCCAAGCAGAGCACAGAUGUAGGGAGUGCUUGUCGCCCGAUCUUACGUGUUGUGAAUGUUGCGUUAGACGACACAGGCUUAAUCUAUUCCAUCGAAUCGAAGUUUUUAUAUACUGUAAUGAUUUGUCUCGACGCCAAUUUCCGAUUAAAAAACCAAAUGGUAUCAAAUUAUUCACAGGAUCCUGGGCUUGGCUUGGGUCUCGCAUACAUGAUCCACCGAACAAAAUACGAGGAGUAUGUAAAGAGUAGAGCGAAUGAGAAAGACAUCAGUACCUGUGUGGGAUUCCAGGCCCUUGCAAAGGCAAAUAGCAAGUUUUCAAAGGGUCUGAGAUAUACUGGAGUGGGAAUGGGUGUAUGCGGCAGAUCAGAAAUGAUUUUGGGAGUUGGAAAUCUUCAUAAGGGUGAACGUUACGCCAACAUGGAUUAUAUCUUUGGGACAAUUCUGAAAGCGCUAUCUGUCAUAUCUAUUCUCGCAAGCUACGAUAUUGCCUGCCAGUGGUUCCUCAACCUUCUGAAAAGAAUGCAGGAAGAUUGGCCACCGGAAAUUAAACCUUCGUCCGACAUGCAGUUUACGCCCGCAAUCCCAAAACUGCAUGCAUCGAUGCAUAAACAAUCCCAUGCCAACCACGACGUCUUUUCUUUGAAUCUUAUCCCUGGGGCUGGUCAAUCCGAUGGAGAAUGCCCUGAACGGGUAUGGGGCCCACAUAAUGCUGUUGGAAAUGCGACGAAAACGAUGGGUCCUGGUUCUAGACAAGACACGCUUGACGACCACUUUGGAUUUUGGAAUUGGUUGAAGUACACAUCCAUGGGUACAACUCUACUUAAAAGAUACCGUCGGGCGGUUGCAGAUUGA